CCCGCGGCUCCCGGCGCCCCGGGGGAUGUGCGGCCCCUCGGCCGAACGGAGCGGGCACAGCGCGCUUGGCGUGCUGCCAUCCUUUGGCUUUCUCUUUGACAUCGAUGGGGUGCUGGUGCGAGGCAGGACCCCCAUUCCUGCUGCCAGAACAGCCUUUCAGAAGCUGGUCAAUUCUCAGGGCCAGUUCCUGGUGCCCGUGGUCUUCGUCACCAAUGCGGGGAACUGCCUGCGCCAGAAGAAAGCUGACCAGCUGUCUCACCUGCUGGGGGUUCCAAUUUCACAAGAUCAAGUGAUGAUGUCACACAGUCCUCUGCGGAUGUUCAAGCAUUAUCAUGAAAAAUGUGUUCUGGUAUCUGGACAAGGACCACUUCUUGAUAUUUCUCAAGACCUUGGCUUCUGCCAGCCCAUCACCAUUGACACCCUGAGGGAGAAACGCCCUCUGCUCGAUGCAGUUGACCAUGACAGGAGACCCAACGUCCUGUCCCCCUCUGCUGUGGAGCUUCCCAAGAUUGAGGCUGUGGUGUUGUUUGGGGAGCCAGUCAGAUGGGAAACCAGCCUGCAGCUGAUCAUUGAUGUUUUGCUGACCAGUGGCUACCCUGGAAAUCCCUACAAGCAGGAAAACUACCCUCACAUUCCUGUGCUUGCCUGUAACAUGGACCUGAUGUGGGUGGCUGAGGCACAGUCCCCAAGGUUUGGACAUGGAACAUUCAUGGUUUGCUUGGAGAACAUUUACAAGAAGAUCACUGGCAAAGAGCUGAAAUAUGAGGCGUUGAUGGGCAAGCCCAGCAGGCUGACAUACCAGUAUGCAGAGCACCUGAUCCGGGCCCAGGCCCUGCAGAGGAGCUGGGAGCAGCCCAUCCAGACCCUCUAUGCUGUGGGGGACAAUCUGAUGACGGAUGUGUACGGCGCUAACCUGUACAACCGCUACCUGCAGGAGAGCUCCAGCACUGGCUCCAGAUCCCGCCUCCAGGCCAAGGUCUCUGGAGGCAGAGGCCCUGCCACGCUGUCCCAGGACCAUGAGCUUGGCCUGAGCUGGGAGAACGAGCUGGCAGCUGCAGCUGCUGCCCACUGCAGGUCUGUGCUGGUCUGCACUGGGGUGUACACCCCCCACACCGAGCUGGCCCUGGACACCAGGGACAGCAUCCCUGACACUGUGUUCCACGGCCACAGGGAUUUCAGGUUCGACCCUGCCUUGGUGGAACCAGAUCACAUUGUGCCAGAUGUGGAUGCUGCUGUAGACCUGGUCUUCCAGCUGGAGAACUUUGCACCUAAUUGAGGUGGCAUGGUUUCUCAAGGACCACCUAGUGCUGUGCUUUUCUUCCCCAAAACACACUGUGCUUUACAAGAGUGCCACAAGCUGCUGCCUUCUAAAUUUUUAAACCUCUAAAUUAAUGCAAUCUUCUAUCAGGUAUGCUUAUUAGGAGUACAUGUAGGUACAUGUGUGUGUUUAAGUAUAUUAAAUAUCAAGAAUGCUUUUUAUAAUGCUUCUAAAUAUGUAAUUUUGGGCUUGAGUUGCCCUUUAUUGUCUUCCUCCUUGUUAUGUUAGGUACUUUAAUAGCAAUAUUUCAUAGCACCCCAUUCAUGUACUGGUACUUCAGUCCCUCUACAAUAGUACCUCCUCUUGUUUGCUGGAAGAUCCAGCUUUCAGGUGUUGAAGAUCUUGAGGAUAUCAGAUUGUGGUGCUGUUCACUCAGUCCGUUCCACAUGGGCUGGUACAGAGCACAACAUGUGUUAGUGCCUGGCACUCUGCAAGUGCUGAAUGCUCCCUUCAGAGUGGAGUUCAAUCUGUUCCACUUUGGACUUGCUGUCAUCUAACCUGCUGCUGCCUUUCCUUGUGUCUGUUUUCCCAUGUCCCUGGAGUUUUAUUGCUCCUCUCUGCUGUGUGAAGCCUUAAUUGUGUUGGAACUCCAUAGUCCUGGAAGGGAAGCAGACCUGGGGUGCCCUCUGUGGUCUUUUUGCUCUUUGCCUUUCUGUCUGCAAUUUUUUUUUUUUUUUAAGGAAUUUAGAAUCUUAGCUUUAGCAGUUUUGUUUCAGGUGUUCCUGUGAGUUGGGGCUUUCCACUGAAUCAGUGACUACUGCUUGGCCAAAAAGUGCCUCCUAAUUUACUUGAAGCCUCAUACCACUGUGGUAAUUAACUGGCCUUUAGUGUAAUAUAUUUCAUGUCAUGUCAAUGUUACAUGUUGUUUGGUUCAUGGAUUUUAUAGCUGUUUGUUUAAAAAGAAAAAGUAAUUUAUUUUUUCUUAUUUUUGUAAAAUACUUCUAAAGUUUUAAUCCCAAAGAUGUCUUUGAAAAUAUUUCUGUGUUAUUUGUUAUAACACAAUAUGUAUUGUACUUGUGACAUAAGAUUGGAAAACAUAACCCAAUUAAUUGUUUUAACACCAAAGUCAGCUUACACAGAAAGAUCAAUUCAUAUUAGGGACUAGUCAGGUUUCUAGGGCUGGGUUUUUUUGCGAAUUAGAAACUGUCCAAACAAAAACCUGGGUGUUUCAUUUCUCCCAGUUUCUUGCAGGGCUGGCAGAAUGACCUCCUGGCCAAAUCCUUCACUGCUUGUUAUCCCAACAGCAACUCUGAGAGCUCACAGCUGCUGUGAAGUCAGACUUUCUUCUUGUUUCCUCUGUUUGCAAAGCACUGUAAUCCCCUCUCCACUGUCAGGAUUGUUGAUUCAUCUCUUGUAAUGUUUCCUAAGUAGCUUUCAGUGUCUGGAUCCAGUGUAAGAACACUGCUUUAAACAGUUUAUUUCCUGCUUCUUCACUGGAAAAGUAUUUACAGCAGCACAUUCUUGCCUUUUUAUUGGUACGACAAACAGAUAUCUACCUGUUUCUUUAGCACUUUCCUGUAAAAUAAAGGAAUAAUAUUUGCAAAGAAUGCCAAAUCUAAGUAAAGAUUGUAAUUUUGUAAGGUCACAAUUAUUUGAAAUCACAUUGUUUCAGUACUUAAAGCCUGUUGUAGAACUCUACCAGAAUUGGUGAAGCAAGGAAUAAAAAUGCUGGAAGUUGCUUAAGAACAGAAAAUGUUCUGUUUGUUUCUCCUUUUUUUCUCUACAAUGUGGAUGAACACUUCGAAAUGAAGGAACUGUAUAAGACCUCUUAAAUCUCAUCCCUCAUGGGAACAUUAACAUAAAAUGUGGUUGUAGAAAAGGAAGACAUUCCCUUUUUCUCUGUCACUUCACCACUAAAAUGUAAAACCCUUGCCCCCAGUGCAGUUCUCCAAGUCUCAGGGUACUGCAGAUUAUCCAGCUCCAGGGACUGACCUCCAGCUUGGUGACUGGCAGAUCCUCAAAAAGCCAAAAUGCUGAAAAAACAGCAGAUGAAGGAAAUAAAGGAAAUUAGAAAUAGUGACCUGGAUAACACUACACACUGAAGGCAAUUGCCAGAAGAGGUGGAAAUCCCUUUCCAUCAGGGUAAAGGGGAGAAGCUGGGAUUACAGGAGUUUCUCUGAAAUUCAGGGGUGUGCUUGUAUGCUCUGUAACUUGAACAGAAAUGCUAACAGAUACCACUGCAUAUCUUACAGUGUGCAUUAAAAUCUUUUGUUUAAACAAG
Messenger RNA from Catharus ustulatus (Swainson's thrush), 3539 nucleotides. RefSeq names its product haloacid dehalogenase-like hydrolase domain-containing 5. NCBI's taxonomy places the organism in Eukaryota, Metazoa, Chordata, Aves, Passeriformes, Turdidae. The record is from RefSeq and is a predicted model, not a curated record. The transcript has 8 exons. Bases 26 to 1276 code for a protein of 416 amino acids. Gene Ontology annotation, biological process: glycerophospholipid biosynthetic process. Gene Ontology annotation, cellular component: mitochondrion.